AUGGUGUCACCGGCAUCAUCGUCUUCCGGCCAGGCAACUGCUAGUCAAACACCUUCUGUCACUAUUCCCUUCAGCUCAAGUACUUCGGUUGCCUCAUUGCACAGCUUUCCAGGGAGCUCUGUUUCCUGCUCCCUGUCGGUCGGCCAGAGUCUCGGUCAGCUCCACUUGUCCAUAUCGAGUGGACUGACAGCAUCCUCCAGCGUCGCGGGUACCGGGCUCGUCUGGUCCUCGUCUGCCGCAGGCGUGAACUCAGUCCUAUUGACAACCGACUCACUACCACUCGGCUCCAGUGUCGGUAAUUCUGCGCCUGCUCCGGCUACCGUUGGUACCGGCAGCAAAGCGGCCCCGAAACGGAAGCGUACUAGUGGCGGCGGUAGAAGAGGAGCUGCAGCCGCGGCGGCUACAGCUGCAGCAGUAGCCGCUGCUGUAGCUGCAUCUACUGGUCCCAGUGGCAAUUUUGGAUUGGGCCAGAAUGUAGUGUCCGGUAGCCAGUCUCGAAUAGGCAACUUUUUGGGGAAUUCGGGACAAUAUACAAUCGGUUCCACUGGUGGAGGGAAGGCAAACAGAGGUGGAGGAUGUGCAAACAGUGGAGGUGGAGGCCUCCUGGUCUCAUCAGUAACUGGCGCAACUGUUGCUAAUCCAAUCGAUCUAUACACCUUCAGUUCAUCGGAGCCUGGCAUGCCCGUAUCUCCUCUUCCACUUCCUUCCUCUGCAGGAGGCUCAGGUCUCCCCGGUCGACAUGGCAAUUGGCUACAGCAACCGCAACAGUUGAUGGGAAAUGGCAACCAGCAGCCGGGAUUUUCUGGGCCUGGACGUCCUGGCGGUAAUUCUGGUCAGCGCGAGUUCUUGUCUGGUUUCCUGAAGAAUCGCCAGCACCAGCAACUACUUCAGCAGCAGCAACAACAACAACAGCAUAAUACGGGUCUGGUCUCUGUUUCCUGUUCAUCUGGUUCCCAGGGACACUACAUGAGUUCUGCCCCCGGGCAUUCGGGACUUGGUUCUAGUGGAUAUGCCGACAACAUGUCUAGACUGCCCUGUCCAUCUCGCCUUGCUUCCUUUGAUCCGACUGGAAUUGACGACUCAGCCAGCGCAGGAUUCUUCCCCCCUGUUCUACAACCCCAGCAAUCUCGUGCAUCACCCAUCUCUGGAAUGGGUCUUACCUGGUCAAAUCCUGUGGGCACUGGUGGUGCUGGUGGAGGCGGCGGUCCCGGAAUUUCUGCCACAAAUCUUGGUGGUGUACUUAACAGUGGCAGUUCACUCGAAAUGUCUAUUCUUCCUGGGCCAAGCUUCUCCGACACAGGGAUAAUUUCAUCUUCUUCUAUCUCUACAAUCACGACCAGUGCACUCACGGCUGGUGGUGGUCUGACCUCUGUGGCUGGGCGGACCGACCACCACCAUAUGCCUGGAGCCAUGCUGUUGAAUCCAAUGCAUCAAAUGCACCCGAUGCAUCCGAUGCAACAACAGCAUCCGCAGCAGCAUAUGAUCGCCGUUGGACAGCCCGGAUCGCGACAGAUACUCUAUAGUACCGGAAAUACUAGCGCAGUCGGGAUUCCGGGGCCUGGUUCCGGAAUGCGUGCCACGCACUAUGGCCCCGGAAAACCAAUGUAUACAGCGCAACACGGCCUCGGUCAGUCGGGUCCCGUACCAAACCCUCCUCCAUAUUCAACUUCUACCUCCACUUCCGCUUCCACACCUACUGGACAUCUUCAGACUUCAGGCCAUGCUCAUCUCUCGCAUAUACACGCCCAACAGGCAGUUGUGUCUCGGGGUGGUGUGUUUUCUCAAUCGCAAGGAGAGGAGAUGCUUGCCGUUGGUGGCGGGGGAAGCAAUGCUUUCGCAGUUGCUGGGGAUUCAGACAUGAAUAUUGGCCCUGGGAAUGUGAUUGCUUCUGGCCAGAUGCUCGGCCAGCCGCCUCAGAUCUCGGUUGUGCAGUCGACGCCGGUCUAUCUCAUGCAUCGUCACCAGCAGCAGCAGCAACAACAGCAACAACAACAACAGCCGCCCCAUCAGAAGGGAAACCAACAGGUUUCUUCCAGAGGGGUUGCUGGUCAAGGUGGAAAUCCUACACCCGGACACAUGCCGUAUCCGCGCUAUACCGGCUACUGA
Protopolystoma xenopodis is the source of this 2106-nucleotide messenger RNA. Lineage: Eukaryota; Metazoa; Platyhelminthes; Monogenea; Polystomatidea; Polystomatidae. The record is from the annotation of a GenBank genome assembly.